Molecule: messenger RNA, 351 nt
Organism: Peronospora matthiolae
Lineage: Eukaryota; Oomycota; Peronosporomycetes; Peronosporales; Peronosporaceae
Source: the annotation of a GenBank genome assembly
AUGGCGGCACCCUCGGCGCUGACGCUAUGGGCGAGUCGCGACGUGACGUCCAUCGUGCUGUCGUCUGGCUGCGACUCCAUCGACGCGCUGCUCGACGGCGGCUUUCGCUCGGGUUUGCUGACUGAAGUCUGCGGCGAAGCUGGUGCUGGGAAGACGCAGGUGGGUCUCCAGUUGUUACUUCAGUGCCGUCUGCCGCGCUCCCUCGGGGGGCUGCAAGGCACAGCGUGUUACAUUUGCACGGAAGGCGUCAUCUCCAUCAAACGACUGCACGAGCUGGCGCACGUCUAUGCACGGCGACAUGACAAAGCGGCUGUUUUCGGUGGAAGGGGGAAAGGAAACGCCGUGAAGUAA